This is a messenger RNA of Neurospora tetrasperma FGSC 2508, 293 nucleotides long. RefSeq lists its product as uncharacterized. Gene Ontology annotation, molecular function: metal ion binding. The transcript has 2 exons. Gene Ontology annotation, biological process: protein histidyl modification to diphthamide. The record is from RefSeq and is a predicted model, not a curated record. The annotation marks the transcript as partial. NCBI's taxonomy places the organism in Eukaryota, Fungi, Ascomycota, Sordariomycetes, Sordariales, Sordariaceae.
GAAAUCUGCGCCCGAUCAAAACUAUUCCGCGAAAUUCUCAACCGAAACCCGAAACAGCCAAAAUGUCCGACGAAGAAUACUCCAUCUACGACGAAGUCGAAAUCGAAGACAUGACCUACGACCCAGCGCUGCAGACGUAUUCGUACCCCUGCCCAUGCGGCGACAAGUUCGAGAUUGCGCUCGCCGACCUCCAGGACGGUCAGGACAUUGCCGUUUGCCCGAGCUGUAGCUUGAUGGUUAGGGUCAUUUUUGAGGUUGAUAACCUCCCCAAGGCACCGGAUGCCGCGGCGUCU